UCCUACUUUCUCUCAUCUUCAAACCUUAGCUCAUUCAAACCCUAAUUCACGCCGCUCAAAACCACCAGAUCUCCGUACAAAUGGCGGUUAGCGAGCUCGCAUGCACCUACGCCUCUUUAAUCCUCCACGAUGACGGCAUCGCAAUCACCGCCGAGAAGAUCGCUACGCUUGUUAGCGCAGCGAAUGUAAGCAUUGAAUCCUACUGGCCGAGCUUGUUUGCUAAGCUUUGCGAGAAGAAGAAUCUCGAUGAUUUGGUUAUGAAUGUUGGAGCUGGUGGCGGUGGUGCUGCCGUGGCUGUUGCUGCUCCGGCAGGUGGAGCUGGUGCUCCGGCUGCCGCUGCUCCUGCAGCUGAAGAGAAGAAGGAAGAAGCAAAGGAAGAGAGUGAUGAUGAUAUGGGAUUCAGUUUGUUUGAUUAGGGUGUUUUCUGUACCUUGUAAGGGUUCUUAUACAACUUUGGGAACCUAUUUGAUAGUUGAUUUCUGUGUUUGUAGUACUUAUGCUUGAGAUUUUGUUUAUGGAUUUAUGAUUUUGGUCUUUACUUUACACAUCUUAAUUGCAAUUGUUAGUUUUUGUUCUCA
Messenger RNA from Helianthus annuus (common sunflower), 578 nucleotides. Its product is annotated as 60S acidic ribosomal protein P1. The record is from RefSeq and is a predicted model, not a curated record. The transcript has 3 exons. NCBI's taxonomy places the organism in Eukaryota, Viridiplantae, Streptophyta, Magnoliopsida, Asterales, Asteraceae. The coding region runs from base 81 to 416 and encodes 111 amino acids. Gene Ontology annotation, biological process: translational elongation; cytoplasmic translation. Gene Ontology annotation, cellular component: cytosolic large ribosomal subunit; ribosome. Gene Ontology annotation, molecular function: ribonucleoprotein complex binding; protein kinase activator activity; structural constituent of ribosome.